AUGCUGAGAACGCAAGAGGUUCGACAACGAACUGACGAAAAUCAAACUAGCAACACCGAUAAGAAGGAGAACGAGGAGAGUAGCAGCGACAAUAUCGACAAGGAGGAUGUGGAUAAUUGCGAAAGUGAAGAAGUCAUUCGAGAUGAUGAAGUGAAGGCGAUGAAAAAAAUUUUUGGUCUAUACGGAACAACAUCCUGA
This is a messenger RNA of Ambispora gerdemannii, 198 nucleotides long. The record is from the annotation of a GenBank genome assembly. Lineage: Eukaryota; Fungi; Glomeromycota; Glomeromycetes; Archaeosporales; Ambisporaceae.